AUGGCUUCGUUGGAUCAGUUAUCACAGAAUCAGAAGGAUGCAAACAUCAAGUUAGUCAAGGGUCCAUGGAGGCAUGAGGAGGACGAGAAGCUAUUAAAGUUGGUAAAGGAGUUUUCCCCUAAGAACUGGUCGUUUAUUGCAAAGAGGCUUGGAAGUAGAGUUGGAAAGCAAUGUAGAGAGAGAUGGCAUAACCAUCUUAACCCACAAAUCACAAAGAAACCAUUUACUGUAGAGGAGGAGGCACUGAUAAUUGAACUUCAUUCGAAAUUUGGCAACAGAUGGUCGGAGAUAGCCAAGUAUCUUCCUGGAAGGACGGAUAAUGCAAUAAAGAAUUAUUGGAAUUCGUCGAUACAAAGGAGAAGCGAGAAGGUAAGGAGAAGAAGUAUGUUCUGUUCGAUUGAUGAAUUUCAGAAGGCUCAUGGGAUAACGCAGGAGAAAGGUGAGUAUGGCUUUGGGCUUCAGAAAGGGGACAUGGGCCGGAAAACCAAGAGAAGCAUCAGUGUCCAGAAUCUUCCGGAAUACGUCCCUAAUGGAGGGUCCUUGGACGAGGACGACUUUGAUGAGAUGGAUGAGAUUGCCAGCCAAGCCCUUCUGCGGAUAUGUAUGUCAUUUUAA
Encephalitozoon intestinalis ATCC 50506 is the source of this 615-nucleotide messenger RNA. Its product is annotated as Myb-like transcription factor. The transcript has a single exon. The coding region runs from base 1 to 615 and encodes 204 amino acids. Gene Ontology annotation, molecular function: RNA polymerase II cis-regulatory region sequence-specific DNA binding; DNA-binding transcription factor activity, RNA polymerase II-specific. NCBI's taxonomy places the organism in Eukaryota, Fungi, Microsporidia, Unikaryonidae. Gene Ontology annotation, cellular component: nucleus. Gene Ontology annotation, biological process: regulation of DNA-templated transcription. The record is from RefSeq and is a predicted model, not a curated record.